This is a messenger RNA of Helicoverpa zea (corn earworm), 6969 nucleotides long. Its product is annotated as fatty acid synthase-like. The transcript has 38 exons. Bases 1 to 6960 code for a protein of 2319 amino acids. Gene Ontology annotation, molecular function: oxidoreductase activity; fatty acid synthase activity. Lineage: Eukaryota; Metazoa; Arthropoda; Insecta; Lepidoptera; Noctuidae. The record is from RefSeq and is a predicted model, not a curated record. Gene Ontology annotation, biological process: fatty acid biosynthetic process.
AUGGCGCCGACUCCGCAAGAACUUGCCGUGGAGCCGCAGCAGGAGAGACAGGGCGUGUCGGGGAAGUCACCUGUCCCUGACGGCGAGAGGGUCGUCAUCUCCGGCAUGUCAGGGCUCUUCCCCUCCUCGCAGCACGUUAAGGACUUGGAAGAUAUCCUGUAUAAUAAGGUGAAUCCGCUGACGUCGGACCGCCUCCGCUGGUCGGUGACGCAUCCCGAGGCGGCGCAGCACGUGGGCACCGUGCCGGACCUGGACCGGUUCGAUGCCCAGUUCUUCAGGGUGCACUACCGCCUCAGCAACAAUAUGGACCCCAUGUCCCGCAAGGUCCUCGAACAGGCGUAUAAUGCCAUUUACGAUGCAGGAGUGAACCCCGAGAGCUUGUCUGGUAAAAAGGUUGGAGUAUUCGUCGGAUCCUGCUUCUCGGAAACUGAAAAAGCUUCUUUCUACGACGCGGCUUCUAGAUCAGGCUUGGGUAUAACUGGGUGUUGUAAGGCUAUGUUCGCGAACCGCAUCUCGUACUGGCUGAACGCGAAGGGUCCGUCCAUGUCUAUCGACGAGGCGUGCUGCAGCUCCACCGCGGCACUUGAGCAAGCCUACCUCGCCAUGAGUCGAGGGGAGUGCGAGGCUGCUAUAGUCGGCGGGAGCUACUUGUGUCUGCAUCCUCAGUCUACGGUGCAUUAUGGAAGAAUCAUAAACCAGGCGGUGGACGGAAAAACGAAGUCGUUUGAUACGAAUGCCGACGGCUGCGUUAAGUCAGAAGCUAUUAACGUUCUGUUUCUGCAGAAGGCUAAAGAUGCUUUGAGGAUUUACGCAGACUUGAUGCACGCGAAAACGGAAUUUGUUGGUCUUUUAAAGACAGAAACAGGCCCUCAAUAUGGUUACAUCAGAAACCCCGAAUCGACUGUUAACUUCUUGAACAAAUUUUAUGAGGAAGCGCGGGUGCCACCGCAUGCUGUCGAAUACGUUGAAGCUUUUGGUUCAGCUUCAUCGGAGGCCGACAAAGCAGAAUUAGAAGCCAUCGACAGGGUGUUCUGCAAAGGAAAGGAAGAGCCACUUCUUGUAGGCAGCGUCAUUAGUAACAUUGGGUACGGUGAAGCCGCUUCAGGCAUAUCUGCUAUAACGAAGGUUUUGUUGGGUUACCGGCGUGGAGAGAUAGCAGCUAACCUGCAUUGUGAGAAUCCACGACAAGAUGUGGCGGGAAUACGAGACGGGCGUAUGCGCGUGGUUACGAAGCACGAGCCCAUCCAGCGCAGCUAUGUCGCCGUCAAUGGGAUGUCCGUGACUGGUGUUAACUCGCAUGUUCUGCUACAUGGACAUUACAAGCCCAAGGACACAACACGGUACAAGAGUAACAUCCCGCAUCUCGUGACACUAUCCGCGAGACAAGAUAGCACCGUUUCGAAGAUCUUUGGAUAUUUGAAGUCGCACCCAAUAGACCCCGAGGAAUUAGCUCUGCUACACAACAUUCACCAGUAUAACAUCACGGGCCACUUGGGCAGAGGAUUCAUAAUUCUUCAGACGGACGAAGAACAGAAGACUGUGACUCUAUGUGAGCAGGCUGAGUACUUCGACGACGCUCGCAGACCGCUGUGGUUCGUGUACAGCGGGAUGGGCUCGCAGUGGGCUGGAAUGGGCGCGCAACUCAUGCGUAUACCUAUCUUCACUGCUGCUAUAGAGCGAUGCCGCGUAGCUCUAGAACCGAAGGGCAUCGACAUCGUCAAUAUAAUCACAUCUCCUGAAAAGACGAUGUUCAACAAUAUUCUGCACUCGUUCGUGGGAAUAGCUGCCAUUCAGAUAGGUCUCACUGAUGUUCUACGGGAACUUGGAUUGGUACCAGAUGGAAUCAUAGGUCACAGUGUUGGUGAAUUGGGGUGCGCGUACGCUGAUGGCUGUUUAACGGCAGAAGAAAUGAUAUUGUCGGCUUACAGUCGCGGUCUGGUAUCAUUGCAAACUCCAUUCAUACGUGGAUCGAUGGCUGCUAUUGGAGUGGGAUAUGAACAGAUUUCAAAAAUGUGUCCUCCCGAGAUAGAGGUAGCUUGUCACAAUGGACCUGAGUCUAGCACUAUUUCGGGACCCGCUGAUAAGAUGCGCGAGUUUGUGGCUGAGUUGACUGAAAAGGGAAUUUUCGCUAAGGAAGUUCCAUGCUCCAACAUUGCCUAUCACUCACGUUAUAUUGCUGAUGCUGGUCCUGGUUUGCUGAAAUACCUGAAGGAAGUUAUUAAGACUCCCAGAGAACGUAGCAAGCGUUGGGUAUCGACUUCUGUACCAGAAGAUAGGUGGGAAGAAUCCCUAGCUAAGUACUCUUCAGCGGAAUAUCACACGAACAAUCUUUUGAACCCAGUGCUGUUCGAGGAGACGAUGAAGCAUAUACCGAGUAACGCGGUGUUGGUGGAGGUAGCUCCCCAUGGUCUACUGCAGGCCAUCCUGAAGCGAUCUCUCCCCAGCGACUGUAAGAACAUUGCGCUUACCAGGCGCGCCCAUCCCGACAAUACGUACCUACUGCUUGAAGCUGUUGGGAAGUUGUACAUGGAAGGUUACAACCCAAAAGUUCACAUACUCUACCCUAAGGUCGAGAUGCCGGUGUCUACAGAGACGCCAUUCUUGUCCAAUCUUAUCGAGUGGGCACAUGGAGAAAAAUGGCUUUUACCUGUAUACCGUUCAGCAGCUAGAAGAUUCGGCGCAGCUUGUACUUACGUUAUGUCUUUGCACGAUAAAGAACAUGAAUAUCUUAAAGGACACAUCAUCAGAGAAAAUACGGUGUUCCCGUUUAUGGCCUCAUUGGUGGCUGUAUGGGAUACCCUGGCCAUGACCCUGAAUGUUCCUAAGAAGCAGUUGUCAGUAGAAUUCCGUGAUGUGCACCUGUAUGCACAGCCCGUCAUGCACUCCCAGAGCCAACUCAAGCUAAGAGUUGCCCUGCAAAAAGGAACUGGAUCGUUUGAGGUGUUUGACCAAGACGUCAAGGUGGCAACAGGCACAAUCUUUGACUCCGUAAAAAGCGGUAAGAAAGAUGAAGUGCAAUUCAAAGGCUCCGAAGAGAUGGAGCUCAACUGUGACGACAUUUAUGAUUUACUGCGUGAACGAGAUUAUAUGUACAGCGGUGAGUUCCGCAGCAUGGAGGGGUGUGACAGCGCGCUGAGCGCGGCGGCGCUGGCGUGGCGCGACAACUGGGUGACGUUCCUCGACGGCUUGCUGCAGCUCAACAUGCUGCGCCAGCCGCACCGCGCCGUCACGCUGCCCACGCACAUCAGGAGACUCGCUAUUGACGUCGAAAAGCAUCAAAACGCGGAAAAAAUCACGUCAGAAGACAAAGUCUUGUACAAAGCUGAGGUGUUAGAAGAACAUGACUUUACUAGAUGUGGUGGUGUUAUUCUGGAGAACAUCAAUUAUCGUAAUUUGUCAGCAAUAAGUACAAGAAAGAUGAAAAUGCAGUCUCUGAAGUUUGUGCCAAAUUUCCAAGUAGACCAGCAACUCUCAACUUCACUUCAAGUGUUUUUGCAAAUAAUUACUGAAAACAUCAACAAAGAUUCCAUAAAAGUUAUGGCUGUUACUAACAACCGAUCGAAAAGCGCUGUCUUUGAAAAAAUAAAGAAUGUUGGACCUAAUGUUAACGGUGUCACCAUUGAUUAUGAAGAAUGCGAUUUAGAAGACUUUAGUUCAGCAAAGAACAAUGGCUGUUCACUGAAGAAAGCAGAUGUUGUGAUUCUCCGCAAUCUAUCAAUUGACGAUACCAUGUGUCAAAUGCUACAUUUCGGACUGGAACGUGAUUCCUUCAUCGUGAACGAAGAGGACAAUAUGUACACUGGGCGCGUGCGGCCCGCAGCUUUGUACAAAACGUUAGCGUCUCAUGGCAAUGAGUGCACUCGACUGGACCUGGUGCGCUGGCGGCCGAAGCAACUGGACACGCCCACCACGGCCAUCACUGUCCGCGCCAACCUCGACUUCGCGCACCUCACGGCAACACGAGCUAGCCUCCCGCCCCGCAACCGUCUGCUCAUUAUUGCUCCCUUCCCAACCCCAGCCGGUCUGAAGUCUCUUGUCCAAACUUGGAGGAAAGAUGUACAACGCAAUCAUAUUCACUUGGUCACUGUUAACACUGAAGAAGGCAAUAAUUUCUUUUUGGAUGAUCUGCCUCACGUUAACCUCGCGUUUACUGUUUUCGAUCAUGGUAUCUGGGGAGGAGAGUACUUUGUGCCAGUGUCGGACGCCUCGACCGUGUGCAGCAAUGUAACUCUUCAGAGCGUACAAGUUGGAGAUGUCAAUGCACUGCAGUGGGUGGAGGCCACUGACGCCGGUGACUCUGGGAUACCAGUGACGGUGCAUUAUGCUGGUAUCUCUAACACAGAUGUUAAGAAGGCCAUUGGAAAAAUUCCAUUCAAUGAUGAGCAAGAAAACAACUAUGGCAUGGAUUUCAGUGGAAUCACUAAGAGCGGCACUCGCGUGAUGGGCUUGGUGCGAGGUGGAGCAGCCAGCAGCGUGGUGCGCGCGCAGUCGCAGCUGCUGUGGCCCGUGCCGGUACACUGGAGCCUCGAGGACGCCGCCACCGUGCCGCUCGCCUACGCGCACGCCUUCUACUGUCUCGCCAUCAAAGCUAAAAAGGCCCUGUCUCCUACAACAACUGUGUUUGUGCACGGCGGGGCUGGAGCCUUUGGUCAGGCUGUGCUCUCCAUAGUACUGGCUCACGGCUGCCAAGUAUUCACGACCGUCAGUGACAUACGCAAGAAACACUUUUUACUCAAACUAUUCCCAGGAUUAAAACCUGAGAACGUUGGAAAUUCUCGUGAUCAUAGUUUCCGUGAUAUGGUUCUAAAUGCAACAAAGGGGAAGGGAUGUGAAAUCGUUCUAAGCUCAGUUAAAGGAGAUUUGAAAAAAUCUACACUCUGCUGUGGUGGUUUCGAUGGAGUAUUUUUGGAUGUUUCACAAAUACACAAUCAAGAAGAAGAUUUUGAAUUCGGCAUGUUCCACCUUACUAAGGAAAGGGCCUAUAUGACUACCGAUUUCUCAAUAAUAUUUGACGGUGUAGACGCUCGUGAAAUCAAUGCCUUGCAGCGCAUGAUAAGUGAGGGCAUUCGCGCGGGGUACGUGCGUCCGCUGUCGCGCGUGACGUACGCGCCGCACGACGCCGCGCGCGCGUUCCGCCUGCUGGCCGCCAGCCGCCACCGCGGCAGGGUGCUGCUCAGGAUGCACGAGGACACACUGAUGGCUAAACCCAGAGUCUUCUGCAGUCCGCAUCUUUGUCAGCUUAUCGUAAUGAAUGACGAAAGUUUAGGACUUCAACUGGUGGAUAGACUUGUGACUCGAGGUGCAAAGAAACUCCUUAUACACACCAAAGACCACGGAAAAGCUAAAUUCCAAUUCAAGUUACGGGCAUGGAAAAAGGCCGGUGUCCAAAUAAAAAUUUCUUCAGAUAGUUUCAACAGCGAAAAAGAUGUAAUGGCAUUAAUUAAUGAAGCUGAGGGUAUGGGUUCAGUGCAAGGAAUAUAUGCAUUUGCUAAUGAUGACAACGUUAUGGUCCAAGAAUUAUUACUUGCUAAACUGGAUGCAGUAUCACGAAAAGUUUGUCAACAGCUAAGACGGUUUGUUGUUAUAAACCUCGGUGACAGUAUGGCGGGCAAACAAACGUGCCAAUCCCGUGCACAGAAUAAGUUCCCAGCUAAUUUUAUAGCUUUGCCUGAACUGAAGAAUGAGUCGGGCGCUGGUUACGCAGUGGAUGCCGUGGAGCGCGCUCUCUGCGGAACUGAUACAGUGCUGGUUGCGCAAAAAUCAAACACACAAACAUCUGACUUGCUGCAACAACUUGCUGCGUUGGCAGAAAUCAAUUUGAAAGAGAACACGCCACCGACGGCUACGUUAGAAGAGCUGGGUAUUCAAGACGAUAAGCUACUGCUAGUGGCCACGUUCUUGCGAGUACACUACAAUGUUGAGUUUAGUGAAAAUGACGUACCGAAACUUACAUUACAGACCAUACAAAACUUGGGAACAACAGAAUCAUCAUUUGAAGACGUGAAAGGGCUAGCGACUUUCUUCUCAUAUGUCGACACAGACGAACUCAAAGCGACUACUGAUUUUGUGAACAUGCCUACAAUUGCUAGCGGUGACGUAUUGCGAGAAGACGAAUUCGACGCAUCCCAAACGUACCUGUGCAUAGUGCCGGGCAUGGAGGGACAUCACGAGCGGUUCCGGCUGCUGUGCGAGCGCCUCAAGCUGCCCGCCAUUGUACUGCAGCCGGGGCUCGACCGGCCGAACGAAACUGUACACGAAACUGCUAAACGAUAUGUCGAGGUGUUGCUGAAUAAGACAGGGUUGAAAAACAAGUUUUAUUUAUUGGGCUAUGAAACAGGAAUAAUGGUGGCAUUAGAAAUUGCAGUUAUUUUAGAAGAUAAAGGAUUAACUGGAACUGUUUACUGUCUUGGCUGUGCGCCGGAUGAGUUACAAUCUGCAGUUGAAGAAAACCUCUCAGAUUAUAAGACCGAAGAACAUCUGCAGAACGCGGUGGUCAAACAUAUGUACAAGUUGAUGGUGGGUGAUAUGGAUGUCAGCCUAGAUGCAGCAAUAAGUGGCUCUGCUACAUGGGCGCAGAAGGUGGAGUUGUGCGUGCGCACUCUGCUGGGGCGCGUGCCGCACUCGGCGCAGUACGCGCGCGCGCUGCUGGAGACGGCGCUGUCGCGCAUCCAGCGCGCGCGCGCCCACGUGCCGCGCGUGCGGGCGCUGCGCUCGCGCCUGGUGCUGCUGCGCGCCGCCGCCGCGCGCCCACAGCCGCCCGCGCGCGCGCUGCAGCAGCACUCUCAGCUGCCCGUCGUCGUGCACCAGCUCAACUCACCGCUAGCACACGCAGCCAGAGACAUAAGUUGUGCCUCUAUCGUCAACGAGUAUCUAGACGAAGAACUUUUACAAAUAUUCAAAGAAAAGAAUAUCUGCGAAGCAUAUUUGCUUAAUCCGUACAGUUUUAUAACUGUUAACUGAAAAAACGAA